CGCGAAAAAAUGCCGAAAUAAAUGAAACGACGCGUGGACGAAAAUUUAAGCGGGUGCAAUAGAUUUGGAGAGAGACGUUUCCGCGCUGCGUUGUCAGGCGGGGUUGGUUCUUCGGUCGCAAAUUCCACCUCCCCUUAUUCCCGUCUUCUCAUUUCUCUCGAAGUUCCAUCGCUUUACGAGCGUUGUUAAACAAUUAUUCAAACAAUAAAGCUCACGAAAACGAAUGUAAUUUCACACGCCGGAGUAUUCGAAGCUUGUAAUCACAAAGUGAUAUGCUCAUGCGGUUCGCGUUUUAUUAUUAUCGGUAUAACCUUAAUGCCAAACGGAAAGCUCGCUGCUCCGAUUGUGCGAUAACUUCGCACGACCGCACGUCAACGUAUUUUAUAUGUGUCUCGGCUAAUUUAACAUUGAUAAUUCUCCGGUCGGGAGUGUACACGGGCGCGUUUAACGAAGUGACGAAGAAAUAUAACAGGAAAUUGCAUGAAAAGUUCGGACUCUCGAUUAUUGUAAUUCGUCUUAUUGUUUCCGGUGUUUCAUGGCAAUGAGAGUCACUCUCAGUUAGGUGUCCCCGACCCCCCGACGCACCAUUUUCGCCGCCACCGCUUCCAUAAACACUCUUUCCGCGACAAUGAAAAUACUCUAAUAACGUUUUUGUUUUUAUUGCGUACAAUAGUAAAAUCGUCUGACAUCGUUGUUUGAAAAUUCGAAAUACAAAUUAUUCAUGUCUCGAAAGUGCUGUGUCCUGUGUUUUAUCUUAUUACGAUAAAAACAAUACGAUUAUGAGAACAUAAUAUACGUUACAAUGAAAAAAACAACAAGGAUCACGAUUUGUUGUGCAAAUUAUUUAACGGAGCAGAAUAACGGCAUUCCGUGGUAGUGCUGAAAGAAAAUAAAGAAAUAAAAGAAAGAAAAACAGACUUAGAACCCAGGUACGAGUAACAGUCUCGAAUGGUAUUAUUAAGAAUGGAUCAAACGCAGGAAGUACGGCAGCUGGAGUUGCUGUGCAAGCAAUUGUACGAGUCUCAGGAUUCCGCGCAUCGAGCCGAAGCAGAAAAAGCUCUAGUUGGGUUCCAAAAUGCUCCUGACACGCUCACAAAAUGCCAAUUACUGCUGGACAGAGGAGAUUCCCCGUAUGCUCAAUUACUCGCAGCUACAACCCUCACUAAAUUGGUCACACGCUCCGCGCAAGGUCUCAGUUUGCAACAGCGACUUGAUAUUCGAAAUUAUGUACUCAAUUACCUAGCAACUCGACCGAAACUACCGAGUUUUGUGAUACAAGCAUUGGUUACUCUCUUUGCGAGGAUAACAAAAUUGGGCUGGUACGAUUCUGACAAGGACGAGUAUGUAUUCAGGAACGUGGUCAGCGACGUCUCAAAAUUCCUUCAGGGUUCAGUUGAGCACUGUAUGAUCGGUGUACAACUUUUGUCACAACUUACUUGUGAAAUAAAUCAAAUAUCGGAUGCAGAUGCAAACAGAUCGCCGACGAAGCACAGAAAAAUUGCGAUAAAUUUCAGAGAUACUCAACUCUUUGAAAUAUUUAGAUUGUCCUGUUCUUUACUAGGCACAGCCCGAGAAAAUUGUGACACAUUGAACUUCAGCGAUGAGUCGCAGCAUGGACUGAUGACACAAUUGUUGCGUCUUGCACAAAAUUGUCUAACGUUCGAUUUCAUUGGUUCAUCGCCUGAUGAGAGUUCAGACGAUUUAUUUACCGUUCAAAUUCCAACAAAUUGGAAGCCAGCAUUCCUCGACUUUUCGACAUUAAAGUUGUUCUUCGAUCUCUAUCACAGCUUACCGAACAAUCUUUCGUGUUUGGCGCUGUCCUGUCUCGUACAAUUGGCUGCAGUGAGACGAAGUCUUUUUACUAAUUCUGAAAGAGCCAAAUUUUUGACUCAUUUGGUUAACGGUGUGAAGCAUAUUCUAGAGAAUCCUCAGGGUUUGAGUGAGCCGGGAAAUUAUCACGAGUUUUGUCGGCUAUUGGCACGCCUCAAGAGCAAUUAUCAGCUCGGUGAAUUGGUCAUGGUUGAAAAUUAUCGCGAGACUAUACAAUUGAUUGCGAAAUUCACUGUGCAAAGUUUGCAAAUGUGGCAAUUUGCUCCUAACAGCGUUCACUAUCUUUUGAGCCUUUGGCAACGAAUGGUUGCCUCGGUUCCGUACAUCAAAGCCACCGAACCUCAUCUCCUCGAAACUUACACUCCAGAAGUUACAAAUGCUUAUAUCACUUCGAGAUUGGAAUCCGUUGCCGUCGUCGUCAGAGAGUGCUUGGAGGACCCUCUCGAUGAUCUCGGAAUGGUACAACAACAACUCGAACAACUGUCCGUUUUCGGAAGAUGCGAGUAUCAAAAAACUUGUACGUUACUUGUACAAUUGUUCGACCAGGCGGCGAGAACGUAUCAGGAACUGCUCGCCCAAACUACGACACCGGCUCAAUGCGUCGAAAUAACGAUACAAGAAGGACAACUUACGUGGCUCGUUUAUAUAAUCGGCAGCGCAAUUGGUGGCAGAGUUUCCUUCAACACGAACGAAGACCACGACACGAUGGACGGCGAACUAGUUUGUAGGGUAUUGCAGCUAAUGAACCUUACAGAUUCCCGAUUGUCUCAGGGUGGUUGUGAAAAACUCGAGCUCGCAAUGUUGAGCUUUUUCGAACAAUUUCGAAAAAUUUAUGUCAGUGAUCAAGUUCAAAAAAAUUCUAAAGUCUACAGAAGGCUCUCGGACGUACUCGGUCUUAACGACGAGUCUACCGUGCUCAGUCUCUUCAUACGAAAAAUCAUUACGAACCUCAAAUACUGGACUCGCAGUGAACAACUCAUCUCCAAAACACUUCAGCUUCUCACGGAUCUUUCCGUCGGGUAUAGCUGCGUCCGGAAGCUCGUGAAGCUCGAGGAAGUUCAAUUCAUGCUAAACAAUCAUACGAGCGAACAUUUUCCAUUUUUGGGAAACAAUGUGGCGGUUACCGAAAUGCGUUGCAGGUCAAUGUUUUACACUUCUCUGGGUAGAUUAUUGAUGGUCGAUCUUGGCGAGGAUGACGAAAGAUUUCACACUUUUAUGUUACCUCUUACCGCGGCUCUCGAGAGUCUCGGGCAAUUAAUGGGCGCUGCAGAUACUCCACUCUUCGCUGCUGAGGAAGCCAAAAAAGCUCUGAUCGGUCUUGCGCGGGAUCUUCGAGGUCUUGCUUAUGCCUUCCACACAAAAACUUCGUACAUGAUUCUCUUCGACUGGAUAUAUCCAAAUUAUACCAGAAUAUUUUUACAAGCAGUUGAAUUAUGGCAUCACGAGCCGCAAGUGACAACGCCCGUCCUAAAGCUAUUUGCCGAAUUAGUACAAAAUAGAAGUCAACGUUUACAGUUUGACCUAUCAUCGCCAAAUGGUAUCUUGCUCUUUCGCGAAGCCAGCAAACUCAUAUGUAGCUACGGUAAUCACAUUCUGAACGUUGAAGUGCCCAAGGACCAAAUAUAUCCGCUCAAGCUCAAAGGCAUAAGCAUAUGCUUUAGUAUGUUGAAAGCUGCUUUAUGCGGGAGCUACGUUAAUUUUGCGGUAUUCAGGUUGUAUGGAGAUGACGCCUUGGAUAAUGCACUAAACACUUUCGUCAAAUUACUCCUCAGCAUACCUCAAAGAGAUCUAUUGGACUAUCCAAAAUUAACAGCAACGUAUUACGUCCUGCUAGAGUGCCUGGCUCAGGAUCACAUGGCUUUUCUGUCGACCCUGGAACCCAGAGUUUUCUUGUACAUUCUGUCGAGUAUCAGCGAAGGCUUAACGGCUCUAGGUGCGCUAAAAGAUUCCUACACAGAUACUAUGGUUUGCACCGGAUGUUCCUCGACACUGGAUCAUAUUGUGACUUAUCUUUUCAAGCAAUUAUCUCACAAAGCUAGUGGAUAUCCAGGGAAAAAGAACGCAGUUGUUCCUGGCGAACGAGAACUAUUCCUACAAGUCCUGAAACAACAUCCGGAAAUACUGCAACAAACAUUGAGCACCGUUCUGAACGUCAUAUUGUUCGAAGAUUGUAGGAAUCAGUGGAGUAUGUCGCGGCCGUUGCUGGGCCUGAUUCUACUCAAUGAAGAUUAUUUCAAUCAACUGCGAGAGAACAUAAUUAGAAGUCAACCAGUCGAUAAACAAGCGGCUAUGGCUCAGUGGUUCGAAAAUCUUAUGGAUGGUAUCGAGGGUAAUUUGUUGACAAAGAAUAGAGACAGGUUCACUCAAAAUUUGUCGUUGUUCAGGAGGGACAUAAACGAUUCUCUGAAAGGGCCAAACAUGUCUGCCAAUUCCACAAGUGACAUGAUGACCUUGUAGUGCGGGAACGCUGCGUAUCACAGAUAACAGAUAUAAAUAUAAAUAAAUGAAUGAUCAGAAAAAUUAAAAUGGAAAAAAAACAAAGAGUAAAAAAGCCCCUCGAACUUUGCCUGCCGAUGAAAGCUGAGAAUGUCCGUAUGCGCGCUGAAGAAAUGUUUUUAAUAAUUGUGAAUUAUUGCACGGUUGUGAAUGACUAUUGUGAUGAUCAAGCAAGUGUGAAGAGAAAGAAAGAGAAAAAGAAGAGCGAGAGCGGUCACAUGAGCAUAGUCGAGCGUGAAAUGGCAUAAUAAUUAGAAAAAAAUCGAAUGCCGUUUUUUGAACACACGGACACACACCUUGCAUCAAUUUAAAAAGAACAAAAAAAAACACAAAUUUAAGUCAUAAUGAGAUUCCGUUGAAGGAUACCUCGUGCCGAUGUUGUAUACCGAUUUGUAUUUGUGAAAUCACGUUUUAUUUAAUCAUCAACAAUGUGUACUAGCUUAAAUGUGUGGGUGCAUGAAUGAGCGGAUCUAUGUGUACUGCGGCCUUAAAGAUUGUUUGUAACAGUACAUGACUGGGGGGUACGUUCGUGUGGGCACGUACUAAAAAACAAAAAAGAAAUUAAGUGACAGAGUGAUUAAAACGUGAUACAGAUUUAAAGAGAAGUGAAAAGAAAGGCGAUACACUCUCGUGUCCUUUUCUUUCGCAAACUCGAUCAAGCACACAGCGCAGUCGCGGCCAAAACGAACCGGAUAACAGAUCAAAAUAAAUUAACAAACAAUAAACAGCGGCUAAACGCGAUUACUGUUGCGAACUAAUGUGAAUUAUGUAAAUGAUGGAAAAUGUCAUUAAACGAUAUCACACAGGA
Messenger RNA from Venturia canescens, 5134 nucleotides. RefSeq names its product Ran-binding protein 16 (gene Ranbp16). Lineage: Eukaryota; Metazoa; Arthropoda; Insecta; Hymenoptera; Ichneumonidae. Gene Ontology annotation, biological process: protein export from nucleus. The record is from RefSeq and is a predicted model, not a curated record. The transcript is spliced from 15 exons. Bases 949 to 4287 code for a protein of 1112 amino acids. Gene Ontology annotation, molecular function: nuclear export signal receptor activity; small GTPase binding. Gene Ontology annotation, cellular component: nuclear pore; cytoplasm.